AUGAGGAUGGCAAUGAUGAGUAAGUAGGAAUAAUUUGGUUUAACUAGGAUGGAUGACAUAUAACCUAUGAAAGAGUAGCUUGUAAAAUAUGGAUAAAUUUUCGAAGCUUUCUCCACAUCUUAAUAUAAAGUCAGAAUGCUAGUAAAAGACUAAGGGAUAGAGGGAAUACUGGUGAUUGAACCUAGAUAUUUAGGAUUCUAUCCUUAAGAAAAUAGUUAACUUAUGUAUGAAACUAGAAUAAUUUGGAGUGAUAUUGAUUGUGCAGAAACAAAAAUCUAGCCAAAUGAGAGAGGAAAUAGUCAUAUAAACUUAAUUGAUUUGCUUUUGUACAAAACUGGAAAGAAAAAAAUAGUUGCUACUUACUAAUCCAAAGAAAUUAGUCAUUAUAAAGAAUAAAAGCAACCUAUAGCUAGAAUUAAGUUUGAAAUAUUAAGUCGCUAACUUGGAUAAGUUAAUUUGAAAGAAGAGUAAAUCAUAGAGCUCAUGGAAUAAAUUUAACAUGAAAUACACAAUAAUUGCUCUCAAUCUAAGCAGUUCUAUUAGUAGCAGCAAAAGCAUAUAAGUGAUGUAAAUAAUUAACAUCAAAGUAAUUCUAUAAUUCCUCACUGCGAAAUACUAAUCCAUAAUUUAGUUAACUUUUUCAAAGAAGAUAUCAAGCUAAAGUAUAAGAAAGUUGUGCUCGAUUAAAAUGACUUCAAUAACAUCAUUUUAAGUUCUAUUCCUGAUAAGUUUCAGCUAUUUAACUGGCAAAGGGUUUACUCUUCUAAUAUCGAUGGUUAUUCUUAUUCAAGAUUUCUUAAGAAUAUACAAAGCUGUUGCCUCUGUCUUGUUGUAAUACAAGAUACUAAAAAUAAAAUGUUUGGAGCAUUUUCAAAUAGUGGAUUAAACCCUAAUAAAGGAUUCUUUGGUGAUGGAGAAUGUUUUGUUUUUUCUAUUCCUUAAUGUAUGGAUUAAUUAAAAAUCUAUAAAAGCACUUUGUAGAAUAAUUGCUAUAUCUGGAGUAGUAAGUAAGAAGGCUUUGGAUUUGGCUGUGGUUCAGGUGGUUAUUCCCUAUUUGUAAGCUCUAAUCUUUAAAAUGGUUCUUCUUACCCUUCAGAAACAUUCAAUAAUCCUACUUUAUCAUCUCAAAAUUAGUUUAGCAUCAAAAUGAUUGAAGUUUGGGGAGUGGAAGAAUACGAUGGGCAAUGA
Molecule: messenger RNA, 1188 nt
Organism: Tetrahymena thermophila SB210
Lineage: Eukaryota; Ciliophora; Oligohymenophorea; Hymenostomatida; Tetrahymenidae
Product: TLD protein
Exons: 7
Source: RefSeq, a predicted model, not a curated record